Molecule: messenger RNA, 1099 nt
Organism: Lonchura striata (white-rumped munia)
Lineage: Eukaryota; Metazoa; Chordata; Aves; Passeriformes; Estrildidae
Source: RefSeq, a predicted model, not a curated record
GAGGAGGGAGGCGGCGGGGCCGCGGCUGUCGCGACAGGAGGAGGCGGCGGCGGCGAUGAGGACGGCGCCGCUGCUGCGGCUCUGCGCCCGCCCGGGCCCGAGCUACCGGCAGGGGCAGCGGCCCGAGCCCGGAGUCCGCGAGUAUUUCUAUUACCUGGACCUGCACGGGCGGCUCUUCCUGGACGACGCCAAAGUGAAAAACUUCAGCACCUGCUACCGAGACGUCGCCUUCCUGUCGUCGUUCUUCGGCCGCCUGCAGCCGAACCGCAGCGGGCGCUUCGAGGCGCGCUUCCCCUUCCUGUGGCGCUGCGGCGGCGAGCGCAACUUCCUGCGCUGCGCCGACGUGCCCGCCGUGUUCACCGAGCUGCUGCCCGCCGAGGCGGUGCCCACCGACAUGGCGCCCAUCGUGAGGCCGCCCAUCGCGGUGGCGCCCAUCGUGGGGCCGCCCACCAACGUGGCGCCCACUGCGGGGCAGCCCAUCGAGGUGGCGCCCAUCGUGGGGCCGCCCACCGACAUGGCGCCCACUGUGGGGCAGCCCAUCGAGUUGGCGCCCAAUGUGGGGCAGCCCAUCGAGGUGGCGCCCAACGUGGGGCCGCCCACCGAGGUGGCGCCCAUCGUAGGGCAGCCCACCGAGGCGGUGCCCACCGACCCGCAGCCCGGCGCCCGCCUGGCCCUGUGCGGCGCCGGCGCGGCGCUGGCCGUGCCCUUCGAGCCGGCGGCGCUGGCGCUGCUGCCCGAGAGCGGGCGGCUCUAUCACCCGGCGCCCGCGCGGCUCGGCGGCGCCGGGCUGCUGCGCUCGGCGCUGGCGCAGGAGCUGAGCGCCGGCCUGGCCUUCGGCGACGGGCCCGAGGAGCCGCCGACGCACCUGAGGUGGAGGGGACGGGAGAUCCGGCUGAGCCGCGGAGGAGAGGUGCUGGCGGCCGUGAGGGCGGAGAGGGCCAGGGUGGAGGCGGCCAGGAGGCGGGAGGAGGAGGAGGGAGUGUUGAAAUAGGUCAAAAAUUCAUCGGUUAUAUCAUUAAAUCUAGUGUGGAUUCAUGAAGGAGUUGGGUUUGGGUUAAUGUUAAAAAAAACGCCACAAAGAAACAAAAUAUCCCCAAAA